Punica granatum (pomegranate) is the source of this 4226-nucleotide messenger RNA. NCBI's taxonomy places the organism in Eukaryota, Viridiplantae, Streptophyta, Magnoliopsida, Myrtales, Lythraceae. The record is from RefSeq and is a predicted model, not a curated record.
AAAAGAAAAAAGUUGUACUUGUCCUCCACAAUGUUCUUCCCUCGAGCUCGGUUGCAAAUUCGCAAUAUUCAGGAGCAGGUGGAAGAAGAAGAUUCCAUUUUGGGAGCUGAGAGCACCUGUGGGUUUCUCUUGCGGAGCUGUUUGCUGCUCUAUGCAGAAGAACAAAGAAUGAUUCGAGCUCUCACUCGAAGUUUGAUGGAAGCAGCAUCGCAAUAGCAGGGGACUGUUCAUCGAAGCAUUCCGCUUCUUCCUCCGCUUCAUCGGCUCACCCGGUUGCAGGAACAAGAUAAUAUCAGAUCAUCUGAUUGCUGCUUCACUGCAGUCAAGGGGCGGAAAUUGGAGUAGAAUUUGGCUCUUACUUGUCUCAAUUUCUCUCUCUGAUUCAGUUCACUCCGACUGUUUCGGCUGCUUCAGUACAGAGUUUGCCUGUGUCUAUGUUUCAAGAAUGAAUCUUUGAGCAAGAUGUUAUCUGGGCAUCAUUGAUUAGAUCGCUAUCGCUCUCCUAAGGAUUACGGGUUAGAAUGAGCUUGCGGCCUGGAUCGGUCUAUGUUCAUGGAGACUGAUCUCGACAGUCCUUCGCGUCAGUAAGAGAGGUUGAACUCUGAUUCAAAUACAAAUCUUGAUGAUCUGGAAGGAGCAGAUAGCAUGCAUACCGGGCAUUAUGUUGAUGUAAAUCCCCUUGGCGGGGAAGAGAAGCUCGAGGAGGAAGACGAAGAUGUUGGUGUUAGUUCAAACGUAGAUGUGGAUAAUCUUGAAAUUACGGACAGCGUACAUAUGGCUGAAGAAGAUGGAAACUCCUGUCCGGUGGGAGAACAUGGUCCAGAAGCUCCUGUGCAACAACCAGGAGAGUUCACGAUGGCGUCCGAGAAUCGGGUGGAAGCUGAUAUUCUUGGGGUAAAUUUUCAUCACGAUGGACCAGUGUGCGAACCACGGAGCGGUUUGGAGUUUGAGACCAAGGAAGCUGCAUACUCUUUUUACAGGCAGUAUGCUCGGUCUGUAGGAUUCGGCAUCACCAUAAAAGCAAGCCGUCGCUCGAAGAAAUCUGGUAAAUUCAUCGAUGUGAAAAUUGCUUGUUCUAGGUUUGGAAUCAAGCGUGAGUGUGAUACUGCACUCAAUCCACGGUCUUGUCCCAAGACUGAUUGCAAGGCAGGCAUGCACAUGAAGAGGAGAGAGGAUGGGAUUUGGGUAAUUCAUAGCUUUGUGAAAGAGCAUAACCAUGAAAUCUGCCCGGAUGACUUUUAUCAGUCUAUCAGGGGAGCAAACAAGCUUGGUGCUAUGGCCCGUCCAAAGAAGGGUCUGCAGUUAGCUCUGAGCGAGGAAGAUGUACAAGUGAUGCUUGAGAAUUUUGUAUGCAUGCAGGAUGAGAAUCCAAACUUCUUCUAUGCAAUAGAUUUAGACCAUGGGAAACGCUUGAGGAACGUUUUAUGGGUCGACCCCAAAGGUAGUCAUGAUUAUAGCAGUUUCUGUGAUGUGGUCUUCUUCGACACGUUUUAUGUUAGUAACAGAUAUCACCUUCCUUUUGUUCCCAUUGUCGGAGUAAACAAUCAUUUCCAGUACAUACUGCUAGGAUGUGCAUUGAUUGGGAAUCAGACUGCCUCAACUUACAGUUGGGUCAUGCAAACAUGGCUUAGAGCAGUGGGUGGCACGUCUCCCCGAGUAAUCCUUACAGACCAAGACAAAUCUCUGGAAGAAGCUGUUGCAGAAGUCUUCCCAGAAUCCCGCCAUUGUUUUUGCUUGUGGCAUGUUUUGAGGAUGAUUCCUGGAAAUCUGGGGGUCGUUGAUAAACAUGAAAAUUUUAGAAAAGAAUUUGACAAAUGCGUUCAUCAAUCUUUUACAGUAGCACAGUUUGAAAACCAAUGGGAGAAAUUAGUUUCAAGAUUUGAGUUGGGUGAGGAUGAUUGGGUUCGCUCAUUGUAUGAAGAUCGUACAAAGUGGGUCCCAGCUUAUAUGCAGGGCAUCUUUUUAGCUGGAAUUUCUACAGCUGCGCGGUCCAAAGGCAUACUUACAUCCUUUGAUAAAUACAUAUGUAGAGAAACCAAAAUCAAGGAGUUCAUGGAGAAGUGCAGAACAUAUUUGCAAGAAAGGUAUGAAAUGGAGGCUGAAGCCAAUGCAGAAGCAAGGGGGAAGCAACCUCCAUUGAAGUCUGUAUCACCCUUUGAGAAGCAAAUGUCUAAAACAUAUACAAGCACAAUAUUUAAGCAGUUCCAAGAUGAAGUUUUGGGAGUUGAGUCUUGUCAUCUGCAAAGAGAUGGUGAAAAUGAGGCAAACGGAAGAUUUCAAGUUCGAGAGUCUGGGGAAGACCGAAGUUUCAUUUUACAUUGGAAUGAGAAGCACUUGGAUAUUUGUUGUUCGUGUCGAUCAUUUGAGUAUAGAGGUUUUCUUUGUCGGCACGCAAUGAUUGUUCUUCAUACAUUAGGUAUUUCAAGCAUUCCGCCCCAAUAUAUUCUGAAGCGUUGGACAAAGGAUGCUAAGAGCAGGCAAACCUUUCAUGAUAAAUCUAGUGGUCAUUCCAGCAGAUUGCAAAGAUUUAACGAUCUGUGUAGACGAGCCAUCAAGUUGGGUCAGGAAGCUUCUUUCUCCCAAGAAGCUUAUGAUGUGGCAUAUCAGUCCUUGCAGGAAGCAUUGAGGCACUGUGUGGGGGUGAACGAUUCUGUUAGGACUGUUUCUGAGCCCAGCUCUACGGCUAUUCCAGGUUCUUUUUAUACUGAAGAGAAUCAAGGAAGUAUGCCGGGCCAGUCUAAGAAGAAGAGAAAAUAUAAAAAGAGAAAGCUGCAUGGUGAGGUAGAACAAGAGCCAGGAAGCUGGCAGCAGGAACCAUCAAGCAUGAAUUCGAGAGUAGAAGAAAUCAGUAGCUGUGAUGCUUCUUCUGUAAAGGAUGUCCCAGUGACUACUUCGAAUGCUAUUUCAGAGAGGAUUAAUGAAGGUUCUAGUCUACAGCCGCAAGGUGGUCCCCUUGGAGAUCCGCCAGAUGCAGAAGAUGCGGAACCUCUGAACACACUUCCUCCAAUUCGGGGCCCCUACUACAUUAACUUCUCGGCAGGCGUGGUACAUGUAAAUCCAAUGUUGACUCAGGUUGGUCACUUCGACAUUCCGACAGCUUUCAAGAAAUUGUACAGCCUGUCAGAUCUUUGGAGCUCGACCGAAUGUCCUCCAAGAAAGCGAAACAAAACCCCCCGAGAUAAGAGGUCUGCUUAUGCUAUGCUGACACGGGAAAACAUUCGGGAAGAGGAGGUGAAGUGGAAGCUUAUCUGGAAAUGGAGAGGUCCGCAACGAAUAAGGAGCUUUUUGUGGCUUGUGGGCCAUGAGCGGCUCCUCAUGAAUGUUCAUCAACGGUCAAGGGGGAUUACAUCAAAUGAUCUGUGUGCAGCAUGUAACUCUGCUGCAGAGUCAAACUUUGUAUGUUUUGACGGAUUGUAUGGUGGCGCAGCAGUUAUGGAGAAGUUUGGUACCUGUGUCUGAGCAGAAUAGGUUCUUCGCGGCCAAUAUGGAGCAGUGGCUAGUUAACAACUUGUCUGUUUGGCGGACAGGUCCGGUUGAAUUGCCAUGGGCUCUGGUUUUUGGGGUGGGAUGUUGGCUUAUUUGGUCAUGGCGCAAUGAGUCGUCAUUGGAUCCCGAGUUCUCUCGACCUCUUGAGGGAGCGGGGGUUAUUUUUUGUGUGACCAGAAGCUUUCAUCAAGGUAUGUCAGGUUUAGAUGGCAUUCGGAUGAAAAAGCUGAGAACUUGGAAAGAUAUUCGAUGGCAGCCACCAGAGCACGGGUGGAUAAAGUUGAAUAUGGAUGGAACCUCGAGAGGGGAUCCGGGGUUUGGCGGGAGCCAGGGGAAUUGGGCCAUGCUGCUUCAAUAUCUGCUGAACUAUGGGCAAUAUUUACUGGUCUUGACAUGGCUUGGGUGCAGGGGUAUCGUCGAGUUAUUCUUGAGGUGAAUUUUUAAGUUGUUCUGCAGUUUCUUACCUCAAGGCAGAUGGUAGGCUGGAACGGUAGGCGGAUCAGGGAUAUUCGGAUGCUACUUGCAUGAUUUUGGAACAUCACCACUGCACGCACUUAUUGGGUGGGCAACUCAUGUGCGGAUUGGUUAUCGAACUUUGCUUUCUCCUGUCCUUUAGGUGCUCAUUACUUGUCUAGUUGUCUGUCUGGGCCGGGUUUAUUACUGUGUGCUGAUUGGGUUUGUACCGUUUAAUUUUAUUCAUAUUUAGGGCUUUGGCCCGUAAUUCACCCCAAAAAAAAAAA